This is a messenger RNA of Adelges cooleyi (spruce gall adelgid), 621 nucleotides long. RefSeq names its product facilitated trehalose transporter Tret1-like. The transcript has 3 exons. Bases 1 to 621 code for a protein of 206 amino acids. Gene Ontology annotation, cellular component: membrane. The record is from RefSeq and is a predicted model, not a curated record. Lineage: Eukaryota; Metazoa; Arthropoda; Insecta; Hemiptera; Adelgidae. Gene Ontology annotation, molecular function: myo-inositol:proton symporter activity. Gene Ontology annotation, biological process: transmembrane transport.
AUGAUGCAAGCCGACAACGAUUUCGCUGAAAACGGAUGUGCAGGAAAAAAUUUGGUUACGUGGAUUACGGCGUCUUACUGUUUGGGAGUGUUCAUCGGUGGUUGCACCCAAACUCGUUUGGUCGAAUGUGUCGGAUUCAAGUGGUCGAUGGUCAUUUUCUGUGUGAUCGCUAUUGAAUUGGUUGAAUUUUGGGGCCGCAAGACUUUAUUGUUGACGUCUUCUCUUGGCAUGGGAGCAAGCCUAUCGGUAUUGAUAGUUUACUACGUUUUUACAAAUUCUUCGGAAUUUACUGUGACCGAUUACAAGUCAUAUGUGAUAUUAACAUACGCUUGUUUCUAUUUCAUCGGCUGGGGUCCGAUCGUUAUGGUCGUUUUCGCUGAAAUCACAACCUUAAACAUUAUGAAAUGGGCCACUGGAGUAUUCAACGCAUGCGGCCAAAUCGUCUUCUUUCUAGUGGUGUACUUUUUUUACAACGAUCACGCUUAUAUGACCAACUCUGUUAUUCUGUGGAUAUUCACAGGGGCUUGUUUCGCCAGUGCCUUGUUUGUCGUUUUAUGUGUUCCCGACACGCGAGGGAUGACACUUAAGCAGAUUAAAGAAAUGCUGGAAUACGAUAGUUGA